AUGUAUGAUAAGGAGGCUGACUUGUUUAGAUUAUCUGUUAGGAAUUUGAAUUCUGGUGCAUUGUGUGGUAAGCCGAAAGCAGAGUGUGUUUCGAAUUUGGCUUGGGCCAAACACGGGCAGGCAUUGCUUUAUGUUGUCACUGAUGAAAACAGGAGGCCAUAUAGGCUACCUAUUUGGUCAAUCAGGAUAUAUUGUAGCGCGAUUGGAUCAACUGAUGAUGAUGUUUUGAUUCUAGAAGAACCGGAUGAGGAAGUUUAUGUUAACAUUCAACACACUAAAGAUUUCCAUUUUGUGACAGUGUAUACCUUCUCCACCAUGUCUUCCAAGUUCCAAGCUAAUCCAUUGUCUGGGGUGAACUUAGUUUGGGAAUGUAAUGGUAUAGCACAUGGCAUACUUGAGCAUCACCAAGGAUUUCUUUAUCUGUUUACGGAUGCUGCUAAAGCAGACCAUUACCCCCAGGCGUUAAUUUACCAUCUGAUUUACUGCAGAAUGUAUUUGGUAGUUAUUUUACGGGAAGGGCAAAACUUUAAACUUUGUUCUGUCACUGUACCUUUGCCUGCUGGGAAGGGGCCAGUGCACCUAAAAGAGCUUCACCCACAAUUCCUGCCUCUUCCAAAAUAUGUUAUGCAAAUUUCACCUGGACCAAAUUAUGAUUACCAUUCACCAGUGAUGCGCUUUACAAUAUCAUCGCCUGUGAACACGAAUUUUGUUGGAACAACUUCCAUAGAAAGCAUCAACGAGGAAGCCAUAAAUUCAAAACCUUUGAAUCUUAUAACCGAUUCCAACUCUGAUGAUGCUCAGUUGUGGAAAGAUCUUUCUGAGUUUUAUGCUUGUGAACAGUAUAAUAAAGAGGAUCUGAACCCUGGAUUGCUUCAUGUCCAUGGAGCUUACCGUGAGCUUCUUGACAAGCGAUGGCGCAGUGAGUUGAAAAGCCUUCUUGAUCAUGGUUGGAUCAUUGCGUAUGCUGAUGUUAGAGGCGGAGGAGGUGGAGGUAAGAAGUGGCACCAUGACGGACGACGUACACAGAAGACUAAUUCCAUCAAAGACUACAUCUCCUGUGCCAAAUUUCUUGUUGACAGAGAGAUUGUCCAUGAAAACAAACUUGCUGGUUGGGGUCAUAGUGCUGGAGGACUCAUGGUUGCUUCAGCCAUCAAUCAAUCCCCAUAUCUAUUUAAGGCUGCAAUUUUGAAGUUUCCAUUUUUAGACGCAACGAACACUCUUCACUCUCCCAUUUUACCGCUUACAGCUGCUGACUAUGAAGAGUUUGGAUACCCUGGGGACAUUGAUGAUUUUCACGCUAUACGUGACUAUUCUCCUUAUGACAAUAUUCAGAAGGAUGUUCUUUUUCCAGCUGUCAUGAUAUCCUCAUCUUUCAAUACACGGUUUGGAGAUUGGGAAUCUGCAAAAUGGAUCUCACUGGUUCGUGAACUUACAAUUUAA
This is a messenger RNA of Malus domestica (apple), 1440 nucleotides long. Lineage: Eukaryota; Viridiplantae; Streptophyta; Magnoliopsida; Rosales; Rosaceae. The record is from RefSeq and is a predicted model, not a curated record.